AUGAGCUGCAAUGGCUGCCGAGUUCUGCGAAAGGGUUGUGGUGAGAACUGUGUCCUGAGACCAUGUUUGGAGUGGAUCCAAUCCCCCGAUGCACAAGGCCACGCCACACUCUUCAUCUCCAAGUUCUUCGGCCGCAGCGAUCUCAUCAAUUUCAUCACCGCCGUCCCCUCCGGCAACCAACGUACUGCGUUGUUCCAAUCGCUUUUGUACGAAGCGGUUGGGCGGACAGUGAAUCCGGUGAACGGUGCAAUGGGAUUUCUUACUACCGGAAAGUGGCACCUUCUUGAGGCUGCUGUGGAGACGGUCCUUUCCGGUGGUUCGCCGAUUCCGAUUGGUGACGAAACAUCGAUCACGGAAGUUGACGAGAGUUCUGAGGUCUUCAAAACUAGAAGUGAGUGGGCGAUGACGAUAAUCCGGAAUCAGACCGAUGCAGGCAACUCCAACGCGGUUCCACCAGCAAAUGUAGUGAUCGCUGACGACAACAACCGGAGUUUCUCGCCCACUCCAGCCUCUAACAUUGCGAUGGACUUGGGGAUGAGUUCCCGCCGCAGCGACGGUGAAGAACCGAAGCUGCUGAACCUUUUUCGAUGA
This is a messenger RNA of Lactuca virosa, 591 nucleotides long. Lineage: Eukaryota; Viridiplantae; Streptophyta; Magnoliopsida; Asterales; Asteraceae. The record is from the annotation of a GenBank genome assembly.